Tachysurus vachellii is the source of this 1889-nucleotide messenger RNA. Its product is annotated as inactive serine protease 35-like. Gene Ontology annotation, biological process: proteolysis. Gene Ontology annotation, molecular function: serine-type endopeptidase activity. Lineage: Eukaryota; Metazoa; Chordata; Actinopteri; Siluriformes; Bagridae. Bases 299 to 1474 code for a protein of 391 amino acids. The record is from RefSeq and is a predicted model, not a curated record. The transcript is spliced from 2 exons.
AAAUGGUCAUUUAAACUCCUUGUAACAAAAUGCUGCUUUUUUUGUCUUUCAAUUAUAAUUUUGUUCCUUUUGGUGAGUAAAGUGUGUCUAAUGUUUAGUGUUGUUGUUGUUGUUUUUACACGGACACACGACUUUUCCUCACGUUUAAAAACUUUUUUCGUUUGUGAUUUGUGAAUCGACUCUCCAAGAUUCGGUCCAUAAGAACCGACUCGCUACCGAGUCUCGCCUGUACCAGUCUCCUGAGCUGCGACUCCGCCGAAGCUGCGUUUCCGCUCCACACCGAGGUUGAGGAAGAACAAUGUUUCCUCUUCCUCUCCUGCUCACUGUCUCUCUGAUGGUUCCGUUCUCAUUUGAGUUAAAUAAGGAACUCCACAGUGACGGUAACCUGCCUCAGCUUGUGAACAGGAAGACGUUGCGACUCCAGAGUCCCAAAUUCAGCGAUGUAGGUUCUUUAGAACCGAAUGCAGUCUGUGGAAUUGAGUGCCAGAGGAACCUUCCAGACCCUGGAACCAUUGACCUGGAGCGUGUCCUCGCCUAUGAGACGCUUUAUCAGAAUGGAACUCGGACUCUGACAGAGGUGGAGCUGCAGGAUGUGAGGAACAUCUCGUCCUCUUCUCUCGCCGCUCUCUCACGCAGGAAACGUCAGAUUUACGGCACGGACGGCCGCUUCAUGAUCUCAGACAAGCACUUUGUAACAAACUUCCCGUUCUCGGCAUCGGUGAAGCUUUCGAUUGGAUGCUCUGGGAUUUUAGUGUCACCCAAACACGUGCUGACGGCGGCACACUGCAUCCACGACGGUCAGAGAUACCGAAGGGGGUUAAAAAGGCUGCGUGUGGGUGCGCUGACGCUGCGGCAGAGAACAGCGAGGAGGAGAAACACAACGAAGGGAGAAAACAAGAGGAAUCAGAAUAAGAGAAAAGAAAAGAGGAGGAAAAAUCGGCGUAAAAGAAAAUCCUGCAAAAACUGUGAGCAGCCGGCGCUCCGGUGGACACGUGUCAAGCAAACGUACGUUCCACAAGGCUGGAUGAGUGACGUGGGAAACGACAUGACCCUGGAUUAUGACUACGCUCUUCUGGAGCUGAAGCGCAGACUCCCGAUGAAACACAUGGAUUUGGGCGUGGUCCCGCAUGUCACACGGAUCCACUUCUCCAGUUUUGAUGAUGACCACGAAGGGCAGAUGGUGUACAGGUUCUGCACGGUGACGGAGGAGUCUGGCGAUCUGAUGUACCAGCGCUGUGACACUCAGAGAGGCUCGAGCGGUGCUGGAGUGUACGUGAGACUCUGGAAGACAGCUGCAAAUGAUGAAGGGAAGUGGAAGAGAAAAGUAAUUGGCGUGUUCUCGGGACACAGGAGCGUGAAGGAUGGGAACGGCUCUCACACAGACUACAACGUAGCUGUGAGAAUCACACCAGUGAAGCUCGCUCAGAUUUGCCUGUGGAUCCACGGAGACGCCGAGAAGUGCGCUUCAGACUGAGACGACUGUUGGAACGUCUGAAAUUUCAUCCAGGUGAAAAACAGACUCUAUUACAGAUGUGGUCAUCAGCCACAUGUCUGAAUUUGGUUUAGUUUGGUUUAAGAACCAUGAGUUCUGCUAUCCCACAAUCCUUUUCUUCAAAUUCAUGGCCUCAGCUUUCGCUCAAAACAUUAUGUACCACGUUUGAGUUUAUAUUUAAAGCAGAAUUACAUCCUCUGCUUUACUUCCUACUUCAGUUCUGAUUUAUUUUAACAUUACAGCUUUAUACAGAUCAACUGCCUUCGGGAUAAAAAAAAACGUCUGCUUUUUUUUUUAAAUCAGAACUUCCUGUCCAAAAGGAAGUUAACAUUUUUGUGCUAAUCUCAAACCGAUCACUCGUUUAAUGCAUUUAGGAAUUAAAUAUCGGCAUAAUCAA